Dentiscutata erythropus is the source of this 3348-nucleotide messenger RNA. Lineage: Eukaryota; Fungi; Glomeromycota; Glomeromycetes; Diversisporales; Gigasporaceae. The record is from the annotation of a GenBank genome assembly.
AUGCCAGCAACAACGUACGAUUACUUUUGGGAAUUGGCUUCUUUAGACUCUUCUAUUCGAAAAAAAGCUGCUAGCGAAUUAAUUACCCAUUUACAUGAAAAAUUUGAUAACACAAAAGCAAAUAUCGAUUCAACUGAUUUCAAUGAUUUUUCAAAGGUUACGGAGUUAAUGGAAAAACUAUUUGGACCCGAAAUUGCCUACUCAUUGAUUCGUCUAACAAGAGGUUUGGCAAGUCCACGUGCAGGCGCCAGACAAGGUUUUGCUUUGGCGCUGACAGAGCUUAUUGCAAAUCUAGAUCGCAUUACAUUUAAAAUUGUCAUUACACUCAUCGAUGAAGCAUGCCCUAUCUCUGCAUCUAAAGAUCAGGAAGGCCUUGAUGUCAUUUUUGGUCGUGUUUUCGGCUAUAUGGCUAUCGUUCGAUCAGGCCUUCUUUGGCGAAAAAGCUCAUCCGAAAGGGAUUAUUGCGAGACUAUCAACGGUUUACUUGCUUGUGCGAAGUGUAAACCGUACGUUAAAGAAGCCUGCUAUCAUGUUAUUAUUUCUAGUAUACCUCAGUUGAAGAUGGUACCUUUCGAAGAAAAGGCCAUAUCUCAUUUAAUAACAGUUUUGCAGGAUCAGAAUGCACAUGGAAUUAGGAAUCCUGAUGACGUUAAUUUAGCACUUACUAUCGAGGCACAAUAUCCGCAAUUCGUACAUAAUUCUCAGUGGAAGAAAGUUAUAUUGCACAGCUGUGAGAAUUGUGAACUUAAAUGGUCCGAUCCACAUAUUCUUCAUAAUGAUAAUUUGAUAAAGUUGUCUGAAGCUAUUCAGGCGAAAACAGGAAAUCUCAUCACUGAAACUCAACAAAAUUAUGAAAAUAGAAUUCAUUCUGUAUGGAGCACAAUAAUACAAUGGCUCAUAUCUCCUUCUGGAGAAAGUCACGAAGAGCAUACGGUCACAUUUGAGACAUUUUGGAAAGUGGUAGUGGAUGAAUGUCUUUUUCACGAGGAUGCUACACAUCACAGAAAAUACUGGGGAUUUCAAUUAUUCGAAAAAGCUCUAAUAUCAUUGCCGUCAGAAAAAAUAUCUUCAAUAUUUACUCCAAAUCUUUUACGAACGUUGAUGAAUAAUUUUCUUGAUAAAACACGAUACUUGCACGAAGCUGCCAUGCAUAUCCUGUCCGUCUUUGAACAAAUCGUAGGAGAAAAUAAAGAUAAAGCUUUAAUAAUAGUUAUACAGCUUUUAGGUCAUAGUUACAACAAAAAUUUCGAUGGAUUCUUUAAUACUAAAAUUAUUAAGAAAAUUUUUGGCACAAUGGAUAACGAAGCACUUGAGCAAUAUUUAUUACAUCUUAAAAAAAUAUUUUUGCAUCCGAAUGAAAUUCAUUUGAGUGAAAAUAGGUCAAUAGAACAUCAUCGCCAAUGGAUUAUAAAUCAUGUAUACACUCUUUUAAAGGAUCAUUAUAUAAAACGUCACGAAGGAUUUUUGAAAUCUGUUGAGUCGCGUCCCAAAACCUACAAUACACGUUCUUCAAAACGGUUGAAGCUCAACUCGGGAGCAUCGACAAAUAAUGUAAAAAUGGUCGAUAAUUCUGAAGAAACUCAUGUCUUGUUUGAAUCACCAAUACCAGAGCUCUCAGAUAAAACUCAAAAGUGCCUUCGGGAACGUUUCUUUCAUGCUCUUGGUGAAUUAUGUACUAUCCGUUCUUCAGAUAAAGAAAAGUCUAUCCAUCAAUUAAAUGGUACCAUGAAUGACGGUGUGUCAUGGUCAUAUUAUGCCGUAAACUUAAUGAAGAAGUAUUAUGGCGAUUCUCGAAUAGAGCCGUUGAUCGUUUUAAGUGAUGAAGCUCUACGAAUGAAAAAUGAUGUCAUUAUACUUUUACAACAAAUCACUAAUAAGGUAUUGAAUAAACCAUCAAAAAAUGAUUCUACAAAUACCUUACAAUACAAAGGUUUUAUAUUACUGUUCUCCUUUUCAAUUCUCGCGCUGUACAUUGAGCCAGACGAGUCCAUGGGCGCCCUAAAGGAUUUACGGAUUUGCUAUGAUAGAAUGUUUGAUAAAAAAAAGAAACCUUCCAAAAAAUUGAAAAAUGCGAGUGAAAGUGAUCAAAGUAUGCAUAAUCCUGCUGAUGUUAUUGUAGAUAUUCUACUUGGAUUUCUUGCAAAACCUUCUUCGUAUUUGCAUAAUAUGUCGGAACAAAUAUUUAAGAUCUUUUGCGGCAAUAUUACAAAAUCAUCAUUUGACGUAAUGAUUGAACCAGAAAUGCAAGAAUCGAAAACUCCAAGUUUGAAAACCGUAGAUAAAGGCAGUGAUGAUAAUGAAGAUGAUAUUUUAGAUAACCAAGAUGAAAUAAUGGGAGAAGUAGACUCUAAACUAAUGGCUUACUUUAAACAGCAAAAGCUAGAAAAGACAAAGAAAAAAGAUGCAAAAUACCAGAGAAUUCGGUUUAAGCAUAAAAUUAUUGGAUUGCUACGGGUCUUUGUUCUGUCCCAACCAACUAGUCCAUUGAUUUUUGAGCUAUUUGUUCCUUUGCUUGAACUUGCCAAGAAUGCGAAAACUGAUGAAAUUGCAAAAAGCGCAUUUUCUCUUGUAAGCACCAAAGUUAGCGUUAUAAAAGAGAUGCCCAGUCAAUUCGAUAGUGAUCGUGUACUCACUCUAUUGCAGCAAACUCAUAAUAUGGCUUUAAAAGCUUGCUCUUGCGACCUCGCAGCUUUGUGUUGGAAAUCUAGCACUUUUCUACUCAAAUCUCUGAUCAAUUAUCAUAAAGAUGACUUGAACUACGACUCUGAGAAUGAAUGCUUGAAUAAAGAUAUAAAAAAGGCCAUCAACAUUUAUGAGUCUACUUAUGAGAAAUGGAUUAAAAAGUCUGGCUGUUUACAUAUGAAAUCAUUUUCUGAGUUGCCAAAUCACAUACCUAAAAUUCCAUGGCAUCUAACGAAUAUUUUUCUUGGGUUUACUGAUCCAAAUAUUGCAAAGAAUCCAAAGAAAGUAACGAUCGCAUAUGAUAUUUCAGCAUCCAUUUUUAAUAAUGUUGCACCAAAAAAUAAUAAGGAGCCGAUAGAUGACAGUGUCAUGAAUGCACUUGUGCAGAGAUCACGAGAGUCUUUCAAAGUUACAAUUCAAUUUGUAUCUCAGGAUUUGCAAUGUGGAAAGAAAUAUUUUGAUUCUCAAACGUUAAAAUCAGUGAUGAAAUUUGCAAUUAUAACCAUGAAAAAAACAAGUGUUAACAUGCCGAAAGACAAGAUUAAAAGUAUGUGGGAUGCGGACCAUCUUCAGCCGUUAUUGAAAAAUAUCAAAGAGCUUCCAAGAUACAAGUCCUCGCAAAUGAUUGGAAAUUAUAUUAAUGAAAUAAUUCGUAUCAUUUCAUGA